AUGAAGCUGUGGGCGCGCUUGAUUUUGUCGUUGGUGUUCCUGUGGUCGCUGGCGAUUCUGGGAUCAUGCGAGAGUCAAACAAAGUCGGUCUCGACCUCUCGACAUCGAUCUGAGAAACCGAAUACCGAGGGUUUUACGACCGGCGAGAAUAAUGGCUGGAAAGAUGUGAGAGCUGGGAACGAGCUCGUUGACUCCGCGUUACGAAAACUUCGAGCGAUCAAGGUGUCGACGGCGGCACAGGACAGGCCCUCAGGGGUGAUCGGAUAUGCCUUACACUAUGCUAAACGCGCAUUCUACCUGUUGUUCAUGAAUGGGCCAUCACUCGACGAUGAAUCACGAAAAACAAGUCGGUCAAAUAAACUUCUCCCGGAAUUAGUGGAAGCGAUACAUGAACUGGAGGUCGCAGCAGAAACGUCUGGAAAUGCUGACGCCAUGCUUCUCCUUGCCGACAUGAACUUUUACGGCAACUAUUCUUACCCCCGCAACUUCAAAGAAGCAUUUCGUUGGUAUCAGGAGCUUGCUUCGACGACUGGAAAUAGUACGGCACAAUACAUGGUCGGAUUCAUGUAUGCAACCGGUAUCGGUGAUGCGGUUGAGCGGGAUCAAGGAAUGGCGCUGUUGUAUCACACCUUUGCAGCUGAGCAGGGAAACACGAGAUCGGAAAUGACUCUUGCUUUUCGUCAUCAUGUUGGUAUUGGCGGUUCGAGAGACUGUGACCAGGCCGUGCACUAUUACAAGCAGGUUGCCGAUAAAGCUAUUGACUAUUUGCGGUCUGGUCCCCCUGGUGGCCGGGUUAUGGUCCGAGAGUCGCAUCGAUGGGUAGAUGAUGACGGCGGGAUAUAUGGUGAAGGUGCAAGCUUUUCGAGCUCAGGGCCCAACGCUCAUAGAGAUGGUAGUCAUUCAAGCGCAGAUACUAACUUGGAAGACGUCCUCGAAUAUCUAGACUUAUUAUCCAAAAAAGGCGAGCUGAGGGCAACUUUGAAUCUCGGCAAGAUGUUUUACGACGGUGCUAGGACAUUGCCUCGCAACUACAAGAAAGCUAUGAAAUAUUUCAGGGUCGUCACGAAAAAAUAUUGGACCAAAGACGGCGAUAUUCUCGCCAACCAUCCGAUGGGUAUUGAGAAGGUGGCAGCCAAAGCUGCUGGUUACAUUGGAAUGAUGUAUCUGCGUGGAGAAGGCGUUGAGCAAAAUUUUGCAACAGCCAUGCUGUGGUUCAAGCGCGGCCUUGCCAACGGCGAUGCCUUGUGUCAGUACGAGAUUGGACUGAUGUACCUGCAUGGCUACGGGGUGCCAAAGGAUGCGUUCAGAGCUGCUGAGUAUUUCAAAGCAGCUGCCGAACAGGAUUUUCCCGCUGCACAAACUAGAUUCGGCGCCUUGUUCCUUGAUCAGGGUGAUGUACAAACAGCGACUAAGUAUUUCGAGCUCGCUGCCCGCUGGGGCUGGAUGGAAGCUUUCUAUUAUCUCGCAGAGAUUGUCAAUUAUGGCGUUGGUCGCGAACCACACUGUGGAAUGGCUUCCGCAUAUUACAAAAUGGUUGCGGAGAGGGCUGAAGAGCUUCAUUCUUCAUUCAUCGAGGCAAAUGAUGCGUACGAGAAAGGCGACCGUGAGACAGCAUUGAUCGCUGUCAUGAUGGCCGCUGAACAGGGCUACGAGAAUGCGCAAGCCAACGUUGCCUAUCUUCUGGAUGAACAGCGUUCCGUCUUUUCUCUGGAUAGAGUCCUACCAUGGACGACAAAGAAGCCCCGCCCAUCACUACUUCGAAAUGCGGCGCUUGCCCUCAUCUACUGGACUCGAUCAGCACGACAAUCGAAUAUCGACUCUUUGCUGAAGAUGGGAGAUUAUUACUUGGGUGGGCUUGGUAUUCCACCUGAUCCCGAAAAGGCUUCUACUUGUUAUCACACCGCGGCUGAAGGCCAUCAUAGCGCACAGGCAUUCUGGAAUCUGGGAUGGAUGCACGAGAAUGGUGUUGCAGUCGAACAAGAUUUCCACAUGGCCAAACGCUACUACGAUCUUGCACUUACCACGAAUCAGGAAGCUUAUUUCCCCGUGAAGCUCAGUCUGAUCAAACUUCGUAUUCGUCAUUUAUGGAAUCGUAUAACCAAUGGCAAUGUUAAUCCCAUUCAGGAUGAGAAAGAAUCAAAGGCACCCAGAACCUUCAAAGAAUGGGUCAUCGCAUUCCUAGAAAACGACGAAGAAGAAGCCCAACAAUACGCACAAUUGCUUCGAGAGCGUGAAGAAGAAGCAGAACUUCUCGGAACACAUCACCAUGCCGAGAACGAUGACACAGGCUACUACGACGAACUUGAGCUUGACAUAGACGAGAGUGUCUUAGAAGCUCUCAUCAUAGUUGCGCUUGCAGCCACACUGUUGAUUUUAGUAUAUAUCAGACAACAGCGUAAUCGACAGAGAGAUAAUGGAAAUGGACAACAACAGCAACAGCAACAGCAAGCAGCUGCCAAUGCAAAUAACAAUAACAAUGGCAAUGGGAAUAAUGAAAGGGGCUUCUUUCCUCGACCAGAUCAGCCAGAGUUUGCGCAGUGGGUUGCAGGAGGAGUUGGACAUUGA
Messenger RNA from Talaromyces amestolkiae, 2565 nucleotides. RefSeq lists its product as uncharacterized. The record is from RefSeq and is a predicted model, not a curated record. Gene Ontology annotation, cellular component: endoplasmic reticulum membrane. Gene Ontology annotation, biological process: ERAD pathway. The coding region runs from base 1 to 2565 and encodes 854 amino acids. Gene Ontology annotation, molecular function: protein binding. The transcript has 4 exons. NCBI's taxonomy places the organism in Eukaryota, Fungi, Ascomycota, Eurotiomycetes, Eurotiales, Trichocomaceae.